AGUCACACACCUAUAUAACCCCCUACCAGUUUAAUCAUUUUAGCGCCAAAUCAUAAAAUAAAAAAACACACACACAAGCACAAACUCCAGAUGGCGGAAUCAGAAAAAACUGCAGCUGCUGGCAAAUCAAAAGAAAAAACUUCAUUACUAGAUAUAGACAUCGAUAAAGACUUUCUUGGUUCGUGGAAGUCAAUGUCCAUGGGAGACGAUGGAAUGGAUUUUGAUUUUGGACCACCCGCCCAAGGCAAGAAAAAGACUUUUAACUUUGACAAAAUGGAUAUGGAUUUCUCUUUCGAUGGUGACUUUGGCAAGUUACCCUCCUUUAAAAUGGACAUGCCUGGUCUUGAUAUCUCAUCCCCUUCAAUGAAAUCUGGAAAUUUGAAGGAUAAGUCUAAAGAAGUAUCUUCUGGUGGAGAGAAUCGAUCGAAAAGAGAGAGCUUUCAGUUCUCAUUUGAUUUUGAUGAGUUUGCAGAUCUAGAUUUUGGGUCCAAAAAGAAAAAGACAGAUGAGAAAUCUAACAUGCGUAAAGAUAAGGAAGCACUUUUAGAUGCGACUACAAGUGGAGGUUCUGAAGAACCUGUGGCUAAAGACGUUGUUGCAUCUGUGGGUGAUGAUAUAUCUUCAAAGCAUUCAGUAUCACAAGAUGUUUCCAUUUCAAAGGUUGCUCAAAUGGAUAAAAUUAGGGAUAUUGAUCCAAGAAAUGAGGAUGACCACUUAAAAUCUGUAUUAGAUGAAAACUGUCAUCAAAAUCCUGUGAAUGCUAAAGAACUAGACAUACAGAGAGAAUAUUCACCUGAGAAGAUAAUGUCAUGUAGCCUUCAGGAUCCUGUACAAGAAUCUCAGUCAUCAGAUAAGAGAUCUUCUCCUGAACCUCAUGCUCAGAAAGUUACACAAGAUUGGUGUGGUCAAUCUUCAACUGAUAAUGUUUCAACUGAAGCUGCAUUUUCAGACAUGCAAGAAGAAGAAUCUAGAACAAUGGUUGAAGUGGUGAGUUUGAACAAAGGGGAUGAGAAAAAGGGUUACGUGAUGCCUAUGCCUGAAUUGGCUCAUAGUAGAAAUUUAUCAGAACAUGUGAAGUCACAGAGUGAGAGUGAAAUGUGUGAGAAGAGGGAUGAUAACGUAUUUGUUGGCCAUGUUCAUGGUGAUGAUACAAGUAAGGCUGAUUCACGUUUUGAAAGUUCUAUAACUCCUGGAAUUGGAAAUUUGGCUCCCGGAGAAGUGGUUGAUAAUAAGAAUGCAGAUUCAUCUUUCAAGUUUCAUUUGGACUCUCAGGAUGGUGGCACCACAUUUGAUGAGUUGGCGUCAGAGAAGAAAAGAGUGAAUGUUCCCGUGCUGUCAAAAUAUUUCAAUAAACAAAAUGGAAGUCAAUCUGAUUUGCAGAAAAUGCCAGUCUCUUCAACAAAACUCAUCCCCAUUGGCAACAAAAGAGUGAGCACCUUAUCAAGUACUCCUGCAGUUGAAAAGAGGGAGUUAGGGUCUAGAAGUGUCGAUACUGGUACCAAACUUACAGGGAUAUCAAGGUCAUUACCCAACGUGCCCAGCAGAGACAUACCUGUUCAGGCUGAGAGCACCGAGACUGCUCAUGUUAAAAGCCUUGAUAAAUCUCGGGAGUGCUUGAAGACUGAUAUUAUAAAACCCACAAAUGAACCAGUAAGGACCAUCGUUAGCCAUAAUAUUGGUCAAAGAAAGGAGGAACCUGUUUCAAAGGGAAGUGACCAUAACACUGAAGAUACUAAUGCAUUCAGGUCUGCUGUACAUCCAUCCAUUUCGAUUGAACAGACAAAUAAAAUUCAAUCACAGAAUAGCUCAAAUCCUGGACUACAAGUUACAAGUAUGGCAUCUAUUCCAAACAUGAGGAAACUUGUGGAAAAGAAAAUGAUAUCCUCUACUAACGCUGAGAUCAAGAGGGUAUCUGAAGUUUCUACCCCAAGAAUUUCUAGAGUUGCAGAACCGAUGUUAAAGACACUUAAUUCCAUGCUAGGGAAGGGUUUGACAUCCACGAGAAGCAAGGAGAUAGAUAAGGGAUUGCAAGGGAAUGUGGUGUUGAAGGGAAACCCAUCUGCUAACAUAAAGAAGCAAUCACCAUCUACUCCAUCCCUGAAGCGUAAAACGUUUGAGGGAUCUGCUGAAAUCACAAAAUUAACUCCAUUGAAACGUCUCUCUGUAUCACCCGGCAGCAACACUACCAGGACAUCCUCGGAAAGAGUUAUUGACAAACAGGUUUACAAGCAUUCAAAUAUGGCAAACGAGAAGUCACCUAGGCUUGAUAUUUCACACAUGGAAGUGGAUAUAUCUUCUGAAAUAGAAAAUGAUGACAUUUUUGAAAAGGCCGAGGCAUGUUCCAAAGAACUUGAAGAUAUCUGUAACAUGCUUAAAAAGAAACAUGAGGAGGCAAAGGAUAUACUUGUUCGAGCUAUCGUCAAUAACAAUAAUCUUUUGAUGCUCAACCAUCCAAUCUAUCAAGAUAAAAUCAAUAUGGUUCAGAAAUUUGCUGCAGGGCUGAUGCUCAAGUAGCACCAAACCUCAGUGUGUUUGACUAAAACCAAAACAUGGCAUAUAAGGUACUUCCUUUAACCCAAUCCCCUAUGCAGUGCCAAUACAAAGGUAAAUGGUAUUCUUACCAUCUGUUACUUUUAAGCUCAAGUAGCAUAAGUGUCUGUUUGCUUUUGGUAGAAGAUUUUGCAUGCUGUAACGUUUUCAGGUACACAUGUAUGCAUUCAUAUUGUUGACAAAAUUCUGUUGUACCUAUUCCUUCGCUUUUAAAGCAGUUUAACUAUGCUGAGAAAAGAAUAAAGUAGUCUCGUAUUCGUUAUACUUUUGCUUGAAUGUGCUAAAUUAUUAAGUUGUA
Erigeron canadensis is the source of this 2848-nucleotide messenger RNA. RefSeq lists its product as uncharacterized. The coding region runs from base 91 to 2514 and encodes 807 amino acids. The record is from RefSeq and is a predicted model, not a curated record. Lineage: Eukaryota; Viridiplantae; Streptophyta; Magnoliopsida; Asterales; Asteraceae. The transcript has 15 exons.